This is a messenger RNA of Choloepus didactylus (southern two-toed sloth), 909 nucleotides long. Its product is annotated as vomeronasal type-2 receptor 116-like. Gene Ontology annotation, molecular function: G protein-coupled receptor activity. The record is from RefSeq and is a predicted model, not a curated record. Gene Ontology annotation, biological process: G protein-coupled receptor signaling pathway. Gene Ontology annotation, cellular component: membrane. NCBI's taxonomy places the organism in Eukaryota, Metazoa, Chordata, Mammalia, Pilosa, Megalonychidae.
AUGGAUCAGUGUGUGAAGUGUCCAGCUCAUCAGUACACAAAUAGUGAGAGACCUCACUGCCUCCAAAAAGCUGUGACUUUUCUGGCUUCUGAUGACACCUUGGGGAUGGCUCUGGUUUUUAGAGCUCUUUGCUUUUCUUUCCUCACUGCUGUUCUUGGGGUCUUUGUGAAGCACCAAGAUCCCAUUGUCAAGGCCAACAACAGGACUCUCAGCUAUGUCCUUCUCACCUGCCUCCUCCUGUGCUUCCUCUGUUCCUUACUCUUCAUUUAUCAUCCUAUUACAGCCACCUGCAUCUUCCAACAAAUGGCAUUUGGAAUUGUUUUUACCGUGGCUGUUUCCACUGUCUUGGCCAAAACCUUCACUGUGGUUCUGGCAUUCAAGGCCACUGCACCAAGGAGAAGGAUGAGACAGCUGUUGGUGUCAGGGGCACCCAACUCUGUUAUUCUCAUCUGCUCCAUGAUCCAGGUGACUUUCUGUGGAGUCUGGCUGGGAACCUCUCCCCCUUUCAUUGACAAAGAUGCACACUCUGAGCCUGACUAUAUCAUGGAGUGCAACAAGGGCUCAGUCAUUGCCUUCUACUGUGUCCUGGGGUACCUGGGCUGCUUGGCCCUGGGGAGCUUCACUGUGGCUUUCAUGGCCAGGAACCUGCCUGACACCUUUAAUGAAGCCAAGUUCUUGACCUUCAGCAUGUUGGUGUUCUGCAGUGUUUGGGUCACUUUCCUCCCUGUCUACCACAGCACCAAUGGGAAGGUCAUGGUGACUGUGGAGAUCUUCUCCAUCUUGGUCUCCAGUGCUGGAUUACCAGGCUGCAUCUUUGCCCCAAAGUGUUAUAUUAUUUUGUUAAGGUCUGAGAGGAACAUUCAGCAUGGAUUAUGGUAUAAAACAUAUUCUGAGGGCAAUAAGCCUUAA